Messenger RNA from Gastrolobium bilobum, 3432 nucleotides. RefSeq names its product pumilio homolog 6, chloroplastic-like. The transcript is spliced from 11 exons. Gene Ontology annotation, cellular component: cytoplasm. The coding region runs from base 315 to 3065 and encodes 916 amino acids. The record is from RefSeq and is a predicted model, not a curated record. Gene Ontology annotation, molecular function: mRNA binding. Lineage: Eukaryota; Viridiplantae; Streptophyta; Magnoliopsida; Fabales; Fabaceae. Gene Ontology annotation, biological process: post-transcriptional regulation of gene expression.
CGUGGUUAUACUUUUUUUUCAUGUACAUACAAAGCACGAAGUACAAACGCACUUUUAAAUCUUCAUCUCCUGCACUGCACUGCACUUGACCCAUGAUAAUAAAAAUAAUAUUAUCAAUUCAGUCACACUCAUAUUCAUCCAUCUCUCUCUCUCUCUCUCUCUCUCUCUCUCAAAUUCUGCUUCGAAAAAGAAUCUAGGGUUUGAAACUCUCUCAUUCUUCACCAUCUUCACUUUGAGGAAACUCCAAAAGCAACAUUGGUAAUGAUAUGACAUUUAUCCAUACAAAGCAAGGGGAAAACUAAUCUUCCAGUGGUAUGGCAACUGAGAGUCCAAUUAGAAUCUCAGAAGCUGGGGGGAAAUGGCCAUCUCUUAAGGAAGCUGCAACUUUUGGUUUACCAUCUCGUAACAUGGCAACAGAGGACUUGGGUAUACUUUUGAAGGCCCAUAGGUUUCAUGGCAUUGGAAGGGAUGUCAUACCCAAUCGAAGCGGCAGUGCACCUCCAAGCAUGGAAGGCUCAUUUAUGGCCAUAGAAAACCUAAUUUUCCAGAACACCACCCAAAAUGCGAGCUUGGCAACUCUUAACAGAGCUAUGCAAAAAUAUGAUAUCGUUAAAGGUUCUUCACAUUUGUCACGAGGGACUCUUGCAACACACAAGGAGGAGUCUGAGGAUGAUUUGCCCCAACAGCUGUAUGAUAAUGAGUUAGAUAAGACUAGUGGAAUAUGGCACAGGCAAAGUGCAGCUUCAAUGGCAUCUCAGCACAAAAAAUUAGUAGUGGAUGAUCUUCCCCAUACCAUGUCAAGUGUAUAUAAUAAGUCUCUUGGAGUGGUGGAUGAAAUAAUUAACCUAGAUGCUGGUUCCAGUUCUUCUCAUGGUCCUCUUGUCACCACAGUUGAUGCUCCUAAACCUUCUGUCGUUGCAGAUGACAUAAGGCUGUCAUCAACUGUGGAUUCCCCUGCCCCUGUCACAAGCUCAUCAUCUCUUGAAUCCACUGGAAGCAUGGGCUUUAGUGACUUAGAUGUUACAAUUGAGUCUCAAUUAAGGGCUCUUAGUGCAUCUAAUCUUCCAAAUUCAGAAAGCCAGAGUUAUGAAGAUAAAUGGAAGAACAGCUGCCAGAAUAAUUUGAUGCAAUGCCUGCAACAAAACAAUCCACGUGAAGUUUCUAGCGCCAAUUCUCAAAGUGAAAAUUGUACAUUUGUUGGUACGGAACAGUUUCUUCACAAUCCCAGCAACUACUCUUAUGAUUUCCAGCCAGUACUGCAUUCAUCGGGGUUUAGUCCUCCACUAUAUGCUACAGCAGCAGCUUAUAUGUCCUCAACAAAUCCAUUUUACCCCAAUAUGCAGGCCUCAGGCAUAUAUUCUCCGCAAUAUGUAGGUGGAUACCCUUUUAAUCCUGCAGCUAUUCCUCCAUAUAUUGGUGCAUACCCUCCUCAUGGUGCUUUACCACUUGUUGAUGGGGCUACUGGUUCCAGUUUUACUCUGCAAGCUCCAGGGGUUUCUACUGAGGGAAGCAUUUCUCAUGAAGCUGAAAUGGUACACGCAAACAAGUUCCUUGGACAAGUUGGAUAUCCUCUGCAGCCUUCUUUUGGUGAUCCUAUUUACGUGCAAUAUCAUCAGCAACCUUUUGUGGAGGGAUAUGGUGUUUCUGGUCAUAUGCUGGCACCAAGAGCAAGUGUUGGUUGCCAAAUCGGCCCUUUUGAUUCCCAGAAAAGGCCCAAUAGUGGUGCUUAUUUGGAUGACAAAAAAUUAUAUCAUCAGAGAAGUGGUGCUAAUUUGAACUCUAGAAGAGGUGGGCUAAGUAUUCCUAGUUAUUUUGGACACCCACCAAAUAUGAGUUUUGGAGCGCACUAUUUAAGUUCCCCACUUUCUAGUCCAGUUUUGCCAGGAUACCCACAAGGCAGUCCUGGCCUUCCAGGAGGAAGGAAUGAAAUGAAAUUUUCUCCAGCUUCUGGUAGAAAUGGAGGUAUAUUUUCUGGAUGGCAAGGUCAAAAAGCCUUUGACAGCACUCAUGACCCCAAAGUUGUUAAUUUUCUUGAAGAAUUAAAAUCUGGCAAAGGUUGCAGAUUUGAGUUAUCUGAUAUUAUUGGGCAUAUUAUUGAAUUUAGCGCUGAUCAGCAUGGAAGCCGAUUUAUACAGCAGAAGUUGGAAAGUUGCGGUGUUGAAGAGAAGACAUUGGUGUUCAAAGAGGUUCUUCCACAUGCUUCUAAAUUAAUGACUGAUGUGUUUGGCAACUACGUAAUCCAGAAGUUUUUUGAGCAUGGAAGCCCUGAGCAGAGGAAGGAACUUGCAAAUCGACUUGUUGGUCAGAUACUGCCUUUGUGUCUGCAGAUGUAUGGCUGUCGUGUAAUCCAAAAAGCACUUGAGGUUAUUGAUCUUGUACAGAAAGCUCAGCUUGUUCAUGAGCUAGAUGGAAAUGUUAUUAGAUGUGUUCGUGACCAAAAUGGGAAUCAUGUAAUACAGAAGUGCAUUGAAUCUAUUCCAAUCGAAAAAAUUGGCUUUAUAAUAUCUGCAUUUCGUGGUCAAGUUGCCAUUCUAUCUAUUCAUCCUUAUGGUUGCCGAGUCAUACAGAGAGUUCUGGAGAAUUGCUCAGAUGAGGUUCAAUGUCAGUUUAUUGUGGAUGAAAUCUUGGAGUCAGCUUGUGCUCUUGCUCAGGACCAGUAUGGUAAUUAUGUUACUCAGCAUGUGUUGGAGAGAGGGAAGCCUCAAGAAAGGAGCCAAAUUAUUAGCAAGUUGGCAGGACAUAUUGUACAAUUGAGUCAGCAUAAGUUUGCAUCAAAUGUUGUUGAGAAAUGUUUGAAGCAUGGUGAUGCCACUGAACGGCAGUUGUUAAUUGCAGAGAUUAUUGGGCAUGGCGAACAAAAUGAUAAUUUGUUGACAAUGAUGAAAGACCAAUUUGCAAAUUAUGUGGUCCAGAAGGUUAUUGAAAUCUGUUCUGAAAAUCAGCGAGCAAUGUUACUUUCUCGCGUUAAAGUUCAUGCUCAUGCUUUGAAGAAAUACACUUACGGAAAACACAUCGUGGCUCGGUUUGAACAGCUACAUGGAGAAAAUGAAACACUUGGAUCAUGAUGGCAAUACAGAGGGUCUCGCAUAAUGUUUCUGUUCUGUGGCAUGCAAACACCACAGCUAACACGUAUUCUGUAUCACAGGAGAUAGAUGAGACGUUGAUCUCUGACCUGCUAUUGAAUAAACCUUUCCUACUACUCCUGUGGCUCCAUAUUGACCUUCAUAGUUACGACAUUCAUGGCUUCAAGAAACAUUGGUGCAUGCACAUAUGUUCAAAACUUAAACUCAAUGUAAUUAUGUCAUUUAAGUAAUUGGUUUGAAUUAUUGAGUGUAAUUAUUUGGAAGGGAAACCUUCCUGAUGUAAAUUUACUGGAUUUUCUCUGCUUAGUGCUUACUGUGGUUUUCUUUGAGAUAAGGGCUGAGGGCAGUC